AUGUAAUAAAAAGCUUUUAUGAGAAACGUGAAGAAUCAAAACAAAACAAAAUAUUAAAAUUUGUAGAAAAACUAUAGAAAAUAUUUUAUCAAGCUAAACCCAAAAUGAUGGUGCAACUUGGAUACGCUCAAGAACAGGAAUCUUGGCUUUUGACAAAUCGGUUUUUCCCUUCAAAAAUCGGAAAGAAACCAUCAUGGUUGGAAUUAACCAACAUUCCUAAAGCAGAAGAUUUGCUUUGUGAUUUUUGUCAAGAACCCUGCAUCUUUUUAUGUCAAAUUUAUGCUGGAUCAGCUCAUGUUAGCCAUGCAUUUCAUCGUUCAAUUUUUGUUUUCAUUUGCCGAAAUGGAAAGUGUUGUCAGGAAAAUCUUUCUGGAAAUAUAAAAGUAUUGCGAAGUCAGCUGGGUUUAAAAAAUCCUUUCUAUCCUGAUAAGCCGGCGAUUGAAAGCGAAGAUUCUGAAGAAAUUGAAGUUGAAGUGAAGCUUUGUAAACUUUGUGGAUGUCGUGGACCUUUAACAUGUUCCAAGUGUAAAGAAAGUAACUAUUGUAGCAAACUUCAUCAAAAACUUGAUUGGGGAACACAUAAAUUACGCUGUGGAAUAUCUGAAGAAACCGUGGACAUUUCUAAUAAAACUCUUUUUCCCGAAUUUGAAAUCGUCAUAGAACAGGAAAAUUCAGAUCAUGUUUCAAAGAAGGAAUCUGAAAAAGAUGCCGAAAAAAGACGACUGAAGGAAUAUGAAGACAUGGUGAAGUGUGUUGAGGCUGGUGAAAUGAGUAACGUUUACGAUGCAGACUUAAAUGAGCUUCCCGAAACAAAAGAGGAUAAAAAAUUUGGAAAGUUUAAAAAGACAAUUGAAGGAUAUGAAGAACAAGUUUUAAGAUACAAUCGUCAUGGAUCACCGUUAUGGAUUUCUGAUUACGGAAUUCUCGACCCUUCAAAAGUCCCAAAAUGUUCAAAUUGUAAUGGAAAAAGAACAUUUGAAUUUCAAAUAAUGCCACAAAUGUUGAAUGAACUUGAGAAUUAUGAACUCGAUUGGGGAAUAAUUGCAGUUUAUACAUGUGAAAAAGAUUGCGACAUCAUUGGAAAGUAUGCACCUGAAUAUUGUUACAAGCAAGAUCUGACGAAGGAUGACGAGCAGCAAAGUCAAAUUGACAUGGAAAAUAUGAAAGCAUCAAUUAAUGAACUUCAACAAACACGUGAUGAUAAGCAGAAAGUGAACAAUUUAAAUUCUACAUCUAAAGAAAUGAAGGAAUCAAAAUCAAAAAUUAAGUCGAAACAAAAGAAUACGAAAAAAGAAACAUUUGAAGAGAGUGACAUUUGGGAGUAACAAGUGAUGAAACAUGUUUUAUUCACUGUUCUUAUCAGAGUUUUAAAUAAAUAUAAUUCAUUUUAAAU
This is a messenger RNA of Clunio marinus, 1393 nucleotides long. The record is from the annotation of a GenBank genome assembly. NCBI's taxonomy places the organism in Eukaryota, Metazoa, Arthropoda, Insecta, Diptera, Chironomidae.